AGCUGGGGCUUUUUUACUGAGUCCUUUUAAAAGGCAGCUGGGUGGGCUGUUUUUCACCCUGUAUUGCAGAGCUGAGAUUAGAGAAAAUAAAGCAUUGCUUCCUAGCUAGACCCUAGCAAGAUUGUAUCACCAUGGCACAGAAAAUACCAAGUCUCUUCCAUGCUCCAUGGGCUCAUCUUCUCUCCAGGACAAAGACUGGAGUGGUUGCUACAGAAUUUCAGCUUCUGCUCGGAGAUACUAUUGAAGUGAAGGGGAGGAUCUUGCGAGAUGCAAAAAGUUUUGCUGUGAAUCUGGGCCAAGAUCGUGACAACCUCGUUCUUCACUUCAACCCCUGCUUUCUCAGCCAGACCGAGGCUGGCGCCAUUUCGAACACCAUUGUGUGCAACUCCUUGGAAGAUGGGGUGUGGGGGGAAGAGGAGAGAUUAACCGACUCCCCCUUUAAGCAAGGUGACAAAGUUCAGCUUUCCUUCACCUUCCUUUACUCCGAGAUCAAGGUGCUGGCUGAGGGUCACGAGUUUUCCUUCCCAAACCGGCUGGGCCUGAAGACCAUCGAGUACAUUGCGGUGGAAGGAGACUUCAAAGUCAGAGUUCUCAGAUUCCUUUAAUCUUGUCCUGUCCAUCCGUGGUCUUGUAACGUGUCUGAAUAAAUUCCACUGUGUUCCAAG
Molecule: messenger RNA, 665 nt
Organism: Rhineura floridana
Lineage: Eukaryota; Metazoa; Chordata; Lepidosauria; Squamata; Rhineuridae
Product: 16 kDa beta-galactoside-binding lectin-like
Exons: 5
Coding region: 132-605 (157 amino acids)
Molecular function (GO): laminin binding; carbohydrate binding
Source: RefSeq, a predicted model, not a curated record